Molecule: messenger RNA, 210 nt
Organism: Sphenostylis stenocarpa
Lineage: Eukaryota; Viridiplantae; Streptophyta; Magnoliopsida; Fabales; Fabaceae
Source: the annotation of a GenBank genome assembly
AUGUUGGAGGUGGAAACAAGGAGUAUAUUAGCCAGCCACGGCGUCUUGGAGGUGUAUGAAGUAAUGAAAGAGCGAGCAUCCAUCAUUUUCACGACUGAGGUUGUUCAAAAUUACAUCAUCACUCUCCGAACUCUCAAAUUUUCUCUCGAGUUUCGAAUUUUUCGGAAAAUUCGAAAAAACAUCCUGUGUUGUGAAAUUACUUGUCAGUGA